GGGCGGGGUGUGGCUGAAAGGAGUAGGAGCAGAACAGCCCGUCCCCAUUGGCUGAUGUUUGCACUUUGUUGCUUUAGAUUUGACGACAGCCCAAAGUGCAGUGUUAAAUUCCAGCUCCCAGCUGAAGGGUUGCCUUGGUGCUGCAGGAAAGGCAGUGAGAUCUUGUACCACAGCAGAGGUUACACUGACCCAGCCCAGUGAAGAUUUCUGGAGACCAUGACCAAGAAAAGAAUUGCUGUGAUUGGGGCAGGUGUGAGUGGGCUCUCGUCUAUCAAAUGCUGCCUGGAUGAAGACUUGGAACCCGUCUGCUUUGAAAGGACUGAUGACAUUGGAGGGCUCUGGAGGUUCCAGGAGAAUCCUGAAGAAGGAAGGGCCAGUAUUUACAAAUCUGUGGUCAUCAACACUUCUAAGGAGAUGAUGUGCUUCAGUGACUUUCUCAUCCCAGAUGAUUAUCCCAACUUCAUGCAUAACUCCCAGAUCCUAGAGUAUUUCAGGAUGUAUGCCAAAGAAUUUGACCUUCUAAAGUAUAUUCGAUUUAAGACCACUGUAUGCAGUGUGAAGAAGCAGCCUGAUUUCUCCACUUCAGGCCAAUGGGAGGUGGUCACGGAAUCUGAAGGGGAAAAGGAGGUGAAUGUCUUUGAUGGAGUUAUGGUUUGCACUGGCCAUCACACCAAUGCUCACUUACCCUUGGGAAGCUUCCCUGGAAUUGAGAAGUUCAAAGGACAGUACCUCCACAGUCGAGAAUAUAAGAACCCAGAGAGUUUCACUGGAAAGAGAGUUCUUAUAAUUGGGAUUGGGAAUUCUGGAGGGGAUCUGGCUGUGGAGAUUAGCCACACAGCCAAGCAGGUUUUCAUCAGCACCAGGAGAGGGGCUUGGAUCCUGAGUCGAGUAGGAGACUAUGGAUAUCCUUUGGAUGUGUCAUCCUUAUCUCGAUUUCAACAUUUUUUGACAAAGAUUUGUAGUCAAUCUUUAGUAAACACAUAUUUGGAAAAUAAAAUGAACCAAAGGUUUGACCAUGAACUGUAUGGCCUAAAGCCUAAACACAGAGCUCUGAGUCAGCAUCCAACAAUAAAUGAUAACCUGCCAAAUCGUAUAAUUUCUGGCAUGGUGAAGGUGAAAGGAAAUGUGAAGGAAUUUACAGAGACAGCUGCCAUAUUUGAAGAUGGCUCCCGGGAGGAUGAUAUUGAUGCUGUUAUCUUUGCCACAGGCUAUAGCUUUGCCUUUCCUUUUCUUGAAGAUUCUGUCAAAGUAGUCAAAAACAAGGUAUCCCUGUAUAAAAAGGUCUUCCCCCCUGACUUGGAGAAGCCAACUCUUGCAAUCAUAGGCUUGAUCCAACCCCUGGGUGCCAUUAUGCCCAUCUCAGAGCUCCAAGGACGCUGGGCCACUCAAGUAUUUAAAGGGCUAAAGACAUUGCCCUCACAAAGUGAGAUGAUGAAAGAUAUAGCUAAGGCUCAAGAGGAAAUGGCAAAAAGGUAUGUGGAGAGCCAACGUCAUACCAUUCAAGGAGACUAUAUGGAUACCAUGGAAGAGCUUGCUGAUCUGGUGGGUGUCAAGCCUAAUCUGUUGUCUCUGGCCUUCACCGACCCCAAAUUGGCAUUACAAUUAUUACUGGGACCCUGUACUCCAGCCCAGUAUCGUCUACAGGGCCGUGGAAAGUGGAAUGGAGCUCGAAAAGCUAUCCUCACCACAGAAGAUCGCAUCAGGAAGCCUAUGAACACAAGAGUCAUUGAAAGCAAAAGUUCCAUGACUUCGACAAUAACAAUGGCCAGGCUCAUGCUGGCUGUUGUUUUCUUUGCUAUAAUUAUCACCUAUUUUUAGCUGUCCCAUUGUCAUUGCCCUAGUUUUCUUUGGGAAGCUGCAUCUAGAGAUGCCUUCAGAAUCUGAUGAAAUUGAACUCUCAGCUUCACAUUGCUCAGAAAUCUACUUUUAUUUCUCUUUCUGAAGCAUUAAUCUUCUUUCCUCUUUUCCCUACAGUGAAAUCCCAGCUUUUCAUUCAUAUGGACUUACUGUCCUUCCUCUUAGGACUUAUCACUUUUUCCUUCCAGCAAUGCCUGGACUGUGAGCUCAGGUACCCUUUCAGUCAUCUUUGUAUGUCCUUAGCAGAGUUCUUGACAUGUGGUAGGUGCUUAAUAAAUGUUUGCUCUCAAUUAUCAAAUAUUAUGGUGGAGGACAUAAGUCAAUAUCUGUAAAAGAAAUGGAUGACUCCAUGUAACUCUGCUUCUAAAUUCAUUGACUCUCUCAUUCUACUUAUAAUAUGCAAAGUUACAAAAAAAUCAUUGGUUAACUUCUAAACCAAGCUAUAUAAUUAAGAUGUGAAUAGGAAAUUGAACUUAAAACAACUCAAGAUACAAAGCCUUAGGUACUAAUGAAUGUGUACUAAUACUGAUCAAUCUGCCAUAUCUUGCUUUUAUAAUUAUAUUUGUCAAUGCAAAUAAUCCAUAAUAAAUCUGUAAAUCAAAA
Molecule: messenger RNA, 2460 nt
Organism: Equus caballus (horse)
Lineage: Eukaryota; Metazoa; Chordata; Mammalia; Perissodactyla; Equidae
Gene: FMO5
Product: flavin containing dimethylaniline monoxygenase 5
Molecular function (GO): NADP binding; N,N-dimethylaniline monooxygenase activity; flavin adenine dinucleotide binding
Source: RefSeq, a predicted model, not a curated record